Messenger RNA from Laetiporus sulphureus 93-53, 735 nucleotides. Its product is annotated as ThiJ/PfpI. The record is from RefSeq and is a predicted model, not a curated record. The transcript has 4 exons. NCBI's taxonomy places the organism in Eukaryota, Fungi, Basidiomycota, Agaricomycetes, Polyporales, Laetiporaceae. Bases 1 to 735 code for a protein of 244 amino acids.
AUGGGCCGCAUCCUGUUCGUGUUCACGUCUGCCAACAAGACGCUUACCGGCGCACAGACGGGCUGGUACCUCCCCGAGGCCGCCCACCCGUACUAUGGUGAAUCGCAUCGGCCAGAUUCACUUCCUCCUAUCGAACUGAAAUACGUGCUCGCAGUGCUCGCCCCGCACCACACCAUCGACUUCGCCUCUCCGAAAGGGCCCAACCCGCCCGUGGACGAAGACAGCGUGCGGAUGUUCAAGGACGACGAGAGCGUCCGCUUCCUGCAGGACGAGACCGUAAAGAAGCAGCUCGCGAGCGCAAAGAAGCUCUCCGAAGUAAACUCCGCCGAAUAUGACGCGGUCUUCUAUGUCGGCGGGCACGGGCCCGUGCUCGACCUCGCGACGGACCCCGUGAACAUCAAGCUCGCCUCGGAGUUCUGGCGCGCCGGCAAGGUCACGUCUGCCGUCUGCCACGGACCCGCAGCGCUCGUCGGCGUGACGGACAGACAAGGCGCGCCGAUCUUCAGCGGACGGAAGGCGACAUGCUUCUCGGACACCGAAGAGGUACAGGUUAACAAAGUAAAGGACAUUCCCUUCCUUGUGGAAGACAGGAUCAAGCAGCUCGGUGGCGCCUAUGAGAAGGCCGCGGAACCAUGGGGGGUGCACGUCGUGGUUGAUGGGAAACUGAUCACCGGCCAAAACCCUGCGUCUGCGAAGGGUGUUGGUGAGGCCAUCCAAAAGGCUCUGACAGCUUGA